Nematolebias whitei (Rio pearlfish) is the source of this 1160-nucleotide messenger RNA. It is a transcript of the gene slc10a2, whose product is annotated as solute carrier family 10 member 2. Gene Ontology annotation, molecular function: bile acid:sodium symporter activity. Gene Ontology annotation, cellular component: apical plasma membrane. Bases 1 to 1119 code for a protein of 372 amino acids. The transcript is spliced from 6 exons. NCBI's taxonomy places the organism in Eukaryota, Metazoa, Chordata, Actinopteri, Cyprinodontiformes, Rivulidae. Gene Ontology annotation, biological process: bile acid and bile salt transport. The record is from RefSeq and is a predicted model, not a curated record.
AUGUCAGGUCUGAAGGCAACAACAUCGGUCCCUCUGACCUGUUACCCUGAGGCCACGGUCUGCUCAGGUGAAAACUGCCUCGUCCCUCCAAGUAACUUCAACGCCAUCCUGAGCCUGGUCCUGAGCACGGUGCUCACCGUGAUGCUGGCCAUGGUCAUGUUCGCCAUGGGCUGCACCGUGGACUACAAGAAGCUGUGGGGCCACAUCAGGAGACCCUGGGGCAUCGUCAUCGGCUUCCUCUGCCAGUUUGGCAUCAUGCCCUUCACAGCCUUUGCCCUGUCUUUAGCCUUCAACGUUCUGCCUGUGCAGGCCGUCGUCAUCAUCAUCAUGGGCUGCUGUCCCGGGGGUUCCAGCUCCAACAUUAUCUGCUACUGGCUGGACGGAGACAUGGACCUCAGCAUCAGUAUGACUGCCUGCUCCUCCAUCCUGGCUUUGGGGAUGAUGCCUCUCUGCCUGUUCAUUUACACCAGCGUUUGGACCUCCAGCGACGCCAUCAAGAUCCCAUUUGACAGCAUCGGAAUCACACUGGCAGCCCUUCUGAUCCCCAUCGCUUUGGGGAUUUAUGUGAAAAACAGGUGGCCCUCGCAGGCUAAAAAGAUCCUUAAGGUGGGUUCCAUCGCUGGCUUCAUCCUCAUCAUCAUCAUCGCCGUGGUUGGAGGAGUCCUCUACCAGUCCUCCUGGACCAUCUCUCCCUCCCUGUGGAUCAUUGGGGCCAUUUACCCCUUCGUUGGGUUUGGACUGGGAUUCCUCCUGGCCCGCUUCGUGGGUCAACCCUGGCACAGGUGUCGAACCAUCGCGCUGGAGACGGGUUUCCAGAACUCCCAGUUGUGCAGCACCAUUGUGCAGCUGUCCUUCAGCCCAGAGGAGCUGGAGGUCAUGUUUGCCUUCCCGCUCAUCUACAGCAUCUUCCAGCUGGCGGCUGCCCUCGCCUUUGUGGGAGCCUUCCAGUGGUACAAAAGGACGUGUGGAAAAGGCUCGGCUGGUGCAGACAGCGAGGCCCCGGCCUUGGACUCCGAAGAUACAAAACAGAAAGUCCACGCUUUGGAAAACGGAGGUUUUGAGUUCGAUGGGAACAGCUACAACGAUUUAAAAGGAACAUACAAGAAGACGGAGCUGUGAGGUUCCAGAACCAAUAAAUCAGACUUUAGACUGGGAGCAUC